This is a messenger RNA of Saprolegnia diclina VS20, 475 nucleotides long. RefSeq lists its product as hypothetical. NCBI's taxonomy places the organism in Eukaryota, Oomycota, Saprolegniomycetes, Saprolegniales, Saprolegniaceae. The record is from RefSeq and is a predicted model, not a curated record. The transcript has a single exon. Bases 40 to 372 code for a protein of 110 amino acids.
GCAAAACACUGUCGGCAGAGCCGCAGUUGACAAGUCUCGAUGAGCUGCGACGACGGCCUACGAUGCGACCUUGUGCUCCACAAGACGCUCCGCCGGCGCGAGCUCGAGCGCGAGUGGUACCAACAGCACCGGUGCGAGCGCCUCCAAAAGCAGCGCAGCUACGACGCGAUAAACCGAGAGAAGCGGCUGCAACAGAUGAAAGCGUAUCGACACAAGCACCGCGACCGGCAGCGCGAGUACAAGCAAGAAUGGUACCGCCGCAACCGCGACGCUAUCAAGCAAAAGCGACUCGAGCGCAAGGCGGCGACUGAGGCCCACGACAGCGAUACGUCGCCGCUCGCCCUGCUCUGCCACGCUGCCUUGAUGGCAUGAGUCCGCUUGGCGUGUUGGGAUAUUUAGGCUACGAAUGCAUCGACAGGAUAAGAUUGAGAACGGUCUUAUCCUAUACAUAUUUGCUAUUACCAUUGGCAUCCGC